This is a messenger RNA of Pyrus x bretschneideri (Chinese white pear), 1790 nucleotides long. RefSeq lists its product as uncharacterized. Lineage: Eukaryota; Viridiplantae; Streptophyta; Magnoliopsida; Rosales; Rosaceae. The record is from RefSeq and is a predicted model, not a curated record. Bases 290 to 1525 code for a protein of 411 amino acids. The transcript has 3 exons.
CUCGAUCGGUGCGUCUCUUUGGAAUAAUGGUCAUGAGUUGUGUUGUUCCUACAGUCGUCGUCUUCUCCUCUACCACCUGCUCCUUCUGUGUAUGUGACUCCACAACAAGCAUGCCCUGCACCUUAAUCAUCCCUUCUUCUCCUCCUGUGAUUCAGCUGAUUCCUGAAUAGACCCAGUUACCCUUGACGACAUAUAUUUUACCUAACUGGCCCUUGUAAUUUCUAGACAGUCCAUACCUAUCUUGAUAACACACUUGUAAGUCUCGCAUGUUUUUUCCCAAUAUUACAGUAUGCAGAUCCCCAAUCCAAGUCGGAUCACUAACAGUCUCAUAGAUUCUAGUCCAUGCCAAUCCCAAUCCAAAUCGCAAAUCCAAUAUUCCUAUCCUCUAGAAUUUAGCCUCAAGCCCCUCACAACUACUUUUGAACCCCAAGAAAACCCUUCUCUUAGUAGAAGCUGCUCCUCCACCUCCAUUGAUACAAUGAUCUCCGACUUGUUUUCCCCGACCUCCCCGUCCUCCGCCUCCUCCGACUCACUAUUAAUGUCUGGGGACUACCUUGGCAUGGAGUCCUGUGUCGACGUUCUAAGUGACGAUGAAUUGAAUUUUAGUAGCUGUCAUCAUGAUUGUUAUAGUCAGAGAAAAGAAAGGUUAUGUUGGGCGCGGGAGAAGGAGAAGAAGAGAACUUAUGAAGAACUUCCACCUCCACUUUCGUUGCUGGCGCGUACGGAGAAUCUGCCUUCUCACAUGCCUUGGGUUUUGAAGAGGCAUUACACCACCGAUGGACGGUUGAUUUUGACGGAGGAGAAGGUUCGGCACCAUGAGUACUUCAGGGCCCAUAGAUCCAAUGGGCGCCUUAGACUACAGCUUGUCCCUCUUGACGGCCAGGUUUUGGUUCCGCCAGUAGUUUGUUGUGAUGAUGAUCAUGAUGAGGAGGAGGUGGAUGAUAAUGAUGGGUACUAUUGUGACAAUCAUGAUGUGCUCUACGAUGACAAUCUCGAUGCUUAUGAUGGCGACGAUGAUGCUUAUGAUUACGAUUACGAUUGUCAUUGUGAUUAUGAUUAUGAUUAUGACAAUGACUGCAAUGGUCUUUGUCGUCAUGGUGAUGUUGAACAAACAAUUAAGGUUGCCAAUUCAUCAACUGCGUCAGCUGGGAAGUGUCGCAAUAUUAACACUACUGUGAAAACAGAGUCAUCGUGCAUCUUGGGAGUGCUAGCGCCAGCGAUCAGAUGUGUGAAGGGCAAUACAAAUGGAUCAAGGAAAGGCUUUCUGGGGCAAGCUGGAUUUGGCGGCCUAUUUCGCGGCCAUGCUGGUCAAGUAAUGAUCAGCGCUUUUUGUGACAAUAUCGGAAUCUCAUUUACUCAUAGGGCUAAACUUGCAGCCUUCAUCUUUGCUAUGAUCAUAGCUUGGGAGAAGGGUUGGUUACGCUAUGGUUGGAUACAAAUUCUCAGUUGGUCCUAUCUCUUUUCUCUAAACCCCUUUCUGCUCUUUGGUCUUUGUGUCCUCAGUGGGGACAUUGAUGUUAUCUAAUAAGCCUGCAUGAUCGAUCUUCAGAGUUUCUCAUUUAGAAAGAAUGGCAAUACAUGCGGUGGCUGAUAAUCUUGCCAAACCAUGUGUUGGUGGGAUAAUACUGGUUUUUCAACUCCUGAGCCAGGGAUGGAAUUGCUCAUUGUAUAUGGUUCUUUUCGUUGCCUUUAGCUGUACUCAAAGAAUUUUUGAAUCAUAUAGGUAGACCUGACAUUCGUGUCGUGCUUUCUGUUUUCAUGUCAUACCUGAUAUCUUAACGGAUCGUGUC